AUGUCAACCGAACCAGCGCCCCCAGAGGAUGAAUCCUCGGGAAACUCCAACACUCAGACCAUUUUCAUUUCUUCAAAUUCCAGAGCGGUCACGAAGCUCUGCGGUGUCUGCUCUAAAAUCCCGUCCUGGUUCUGGAGCCGGGAACUUGAGAAAGACGAGGAGAUUUCUGUCGAGCUACAGCCAUUCAAGGACAUACAAACUGAAGCAAAAAAUGGCUGUGGUUUAUGCAAACUUUUGUGCUCCGGGGAAUACUAUAAUGGAUGGCACGUCGUUGCAACAAAAACCCUCUUAGAGUUAGGAACAGGCAAACUGUUGAAGAAGCGUACAGCUAUGUUACUUGUCGACUACCGGAUUUGUGGCCAGUUCAACGAAACUGAAGCCUCGCUAGGUGGAUUUAUUCCAAUUCCAUCUCCAUGGCUCCGCUCUGCUUCGGACCAGAUUCAAAAAGGAGGAUCCGCGCUCCAAUACAUUACUCUGAGUCACUGCUGGGGACCGCCAGAGAAACGUCCUAUUACCACGACACGGGCAAAUCUCUCUGUCAGAACGGAGAGAAUUUCCUUUGCUGAACUUCCUGAAACAUUUCAAGAUGCCGUUGUUCUAACAAGAAAGUUGGGACAACGGUAUCUUUGGAUUGAUUCUCUGUGCAUCAUCCAAGACGAUGAGAAUGAUUGGGCCCAGGAAGCUUCAACGAUGGUGGAUGUAUAUACGCAGUCUUACUGCACGCUCGCCGCUCUCAGCUCUGGGGAUAGUACAGCGGGGCUAUGCAAGAAGGAUCAAACGAACCCAGACAUGUUAAUCGAUAUCAGCGUGGAUGAUGGCCAUAACGAGCCGUUUAAUGGACGUCUUGUAUCCAAGCCGAACGUUUGGGACUCCGAAUAUGACGGCUGGUGGAUUUCGGAGCCAAUAGGCACAGAGUGUAGGCCGACAAAUCCCCUCCGAUACCGUGCGUGGGCACUUCAGGAGAAAGAACUCUCUACUAGAGUCGUUCACUUUGGCUUUCGCCAGUUGUUAUGGGAGUGCUGCGAGCUGAAAGCAACUGCUCAACUGCCCUGGUAUCAUGGGGUGCGCAACCGCACCAGAAGACGCCCCCAAGGCUCCAUCCUACCUCUACCUCUAUCCGUUAGGAUGAGUGCUAGGUGGCUGAAAAUAUGCGAGGACUAUUCUAGCCGAUCCCUGACUAAGGAGACCGACAAGCUGAUUGCUCUUUCCGGCAUUGCGCGAUCUUUCCAGGAACACUUUCCCAACGACAAGUACAUGGCCGGAAUGUGGAGCUCCCAUCUGCCGCUAGCAUUGCUUUGGAAACAAUGUGAUCUUGUCAGAGACAGAGACACCACAGAAUAUAUCGCGCCCAGUUGGUCCUGGACUUAUCUGGCUACUGCAAUAUCGUAUCAAGGGAUUGACGUUCAAGAACUGACUAGAAAGAUGAACAGAAAUAAACCAGACAAAUGGAAGUGGUUGGACGAACUAGAGGUGGUGGGUUUCAAAGGACAGCCCAAGCACGGCGAUGAGUAUGGUGCUCUAAAGGAAGGUGCGACUUUGGAGCUAAAGGGUGCUCUUCUUUUUGAAGUAGACGCCGGUGAAAAGCGUGAUGAUUUGGUUCUUUUCAAGCAUGGCGUCAAAGUUGGAUUAUUUGAACCAGAUACCGUCUAUGGUCCAGUUGAGGGAGAACUGUUAUGCCUAGGCAUUUCCUACCAUGAGUGGAGUUCAACCGUCAUAGGUCUUGUUCUUAGGGAACACAUUCACGAUGGGAACCCGGUAUAUAGCAGGGUAGGAUAUGUGGAUAGACUAGAUCCUUCAUUGUGGGAUGGUUCAGAACGGCGCCAGAUAACUCUGAUCUGA
Messenger RNA from Neurospora crassa OR74A, 1839 nucleotides. RefSeq lists its product as hypothetical. The transcript is spliced from 2 exons. The coding region runs from base 1 to 1839 and encodes 612 amino acids. Lineage: Eukaryota; Fungi; Ascomycota; Sordariomycetes; Sordariales; Sordariaceae. The record is from RefSeq and is a predicted model, not a curated record.